AUGCCAAUGGCGCUGUUUCUCAACUCGAUAGCAAACUCGUUGGUCGCUUUGUCGCCGGGCCCCGAAUUACUGUCCGCAUUUUCGGCAUUCGACGACGACGACAGCGGCCAGAUCGAUGUUGCAGAACUCAGAGAUGCGCUACUGCAUACGGCACCAGAGCCCGGCCAGGAGCCCCUGACGGCGCUGGACGUUGAGAAGGUCAUUGCUGGUUUCACAGGGCGGAGGGCGUUCAGUAAGAGCUCAGCCACGGGGCUGGGUAAGCGUGGCGAGGUAUUCCGGUACCAGGAUUUUGUAAAUACAGUUUCUGGUGGGAACGGGGCCGCUGCGCGGGCCGAUGACGAUGCAGAGGAACCCUGA
This is a messenger RNA of Chaetomium globosum CBS 148.51, 357 nucleotides long. RefSeq lists its product as uncharacterized. The transcript has a single exon. The coding region runs from base 1 to 357 and encodes 118 amino acids. The record is from RefSeq and is a predicted model, not a curated record. Gene Ontology annotation, molecular function: calcium ion binding. NCBI's taxonomy places the organism in Eukaryota, Fungi, Ascomycota, Sordariomycetes, Sordariales, Chaetomiaceae.